This is a messenger RNA of Patella vulgata (common limpet), 2698 nucleotides long. Its product is annotated as ADP-sugar pyrophosphatase. Gene Ontology annotation, molecular function: ADP-ribose diphosphatase activity. The record is from RefSeq and is a predicted model, not a curated record. Gene Ontology annotation, cellular component: nucleus. The transcript is spliced from 9 exons. NCBI's taxonomy places the organism in Eukaryota, Metazoa, Mollusca, Gastropoda, Patellidae. The coding region runs from base 138 to 803 and encodes 221 amino acids. Gene Ontology annotation, biological process: nucleoside phosphate metabolic process; ribose phosphate metabolic process.
GGCGCUGCAAAAUAAGAAAAUUAUAAACAACGUCCACGUUUUUGUUUGUUUGGUAGUAUAAAGCUAACUACACCAAUUUGGAACGCGGUGCCAGUACUAGAGACUCAAGUUAUUUCAAUUGCUGUUGUAGAAGAAUAAUGAAUAACAACAAGUUUAAUACAGAAUGUAAAUUUAUCAAACAGGAGGAGGUAGCAAGAGGUAAAUGGUUAUCAUUAAAUAAUGUACAUUAUACAGAUCCUACUGGUAAAGAAAGAGUAUGGGAAGCUGUAUAUAGAACAACAACAACAACACAAUCAGCUGAUGCUGUAGUGGUGAUCCCAUUAUUAAAGAGAUCAUUGAAAUAUGAUUGUAUUGUAUUAGUCAAACAGUACAGGCCUCCUAUGAAAAACUAUACAUUAGAAUUCCCUGCUGGUUUAAUCGAUAAAGGAGAAUCCUCAGAUGAUUGCGCUAUUCGUGAAUUAAAAGAAGAAACAGGUUAUAUCGGUAGAUGUAAACAUAUUUCACCAGCAACAUCUUUAGAUCCUGGUGUAGGUAAUACAUCAGUUGUUAUGAUAACUGUUGAGAUUGAUGGAGAUAACAUAGAAAAUAAAGUGCCGACACCAAAUUUAGAGUUUAUAGAAGUUCUGGUGGUGCCUUUAAUUCACAUGCUUAGUAAAUUAAAUGAAUAUAGUAAGAAAGGUUACAUCAUUGAUUCCAGAGUUUAUACUUAUGCCAUUGCCAUGGAACAGACCAAAAAUACCAAACCAGUGAUUCCAGAUCAAGAACAACUUGAACCUCAAAUACAAGAUGAAUAUUUAAAAUAAUGUCCCAAUUUAUUUUCAAGUUACUGUGUUGAUAAGGACUUCUUGCAAAAAAGAAUUUUAAUCUAGAGGGAGAAUGGACAGGAGAAGGACUAUGGCGGUAUAUUAGAUUCAAAAUUCUAACCUGCUAUCAUCUAAUUUCUAACUUCUGUUCAUGUAAUUUCUAUCUUCUAUUCAUGUAAUUUCUAACUUCUAUUCAUGUAAUUUUUAAAUGAAGACAAUGUAUAAUCCAACUUUUUUUUUGUAUAGUGUAAAUUUUAAAUCUAUUUCAUCUUAUUUCUAUUAUUAAAACGAAAAAUGACUACUUCAUUGUCACUUUACAUGUUAAGCAUGAAUGUCAAAUAAAUUUAGAAUUUUGAUACUUCUGCCUAGCAACCAUCAUUAUGAAAUCGUUUGGUUUCACCACUGCAUGCUCAUUUGGUGAUUGGGCACCUGGUCGGGACCAUAAUGAAUGUAUCUGAUAUAAACAACUCGCUCUUCGUCUGGUUGAUAGUUGGACAUAGUGCUGGAAUUUUUUUUUGAGAGAGAGAACCACUUGGUCAAUUUGUAACAAACAUAUGGUUCAGUUUUAUUUCAAUAAUUCGCUUAUGCGUUGGAAUUAGCAGUGGGAGGAAACCGGAGGACACUGAGAAAACCCACGAGGUUGGACAGGCGACCCUACUUCUUCUCAUGUACAACCAGGGAAUUGAUGCUGAAAUUGAAAACAGCAUUGAACUGAUAUGGUUGUGCAAAUACUAUUUCAAAUAUAAGCAAUUUUUGAGAAUUUGAUUUGAUUGUUUUUUUACAGUUAAGCCAAUAUUAAUAUUUAUAUACUGUUGAUCUGUAUUCUAUUAUACCGCCAUAGGGGACAUCCUUUGUUUUUAUAUUAGCUUAUAUGCAUGUUCUAAUGAGGGUUAUUAAAUAUUGCCCAAGGCAAAUCAGUUUUAUAUGUAUGGUUUAAUGGUCCAGAGCUAAUAUAUUGAUACUGCCCGAGGACGUUAGUCUGAGUGUUGUUUCAAUAUAUUACGCAAUGUCUUGUUAGAGACCAUUAAAAAACUUAAUAUACAGAUACUAUCCUACUCUCGCAUUUCAAUGUAAUUGUCACGCGAGUUCAAUAUUUCAUCUAGUAUAAAAAAUAUACAAUAUGCACAUUGUCUGUACCAUUAUUUGAAAUAAUGGUAUGUCAACAUCAAAGAUUGAGGUCACAUCUGCAUUUUACAAGUAAAUAGUUGAUCAUCUCACUUUCAGAGAUUGACUUAAUGAUCAUGAGUAUACUGUUUCGAUGGAAUGCGCGCAUUAUAAAUAUUCAUUAUUAUUAUUAUUAUUAUUAUCCAAUAUUAAUUGUGUUCCAAAAGAAAAUGGAAAUUGUUUUAAGACACUUUUUGUUUUAGAUAUCUCUCAAUGAGUAUGUAAGUAAACUAAAAGAAUUGAUGCUGCUGAAUGAUUUUAAAGAUACUUUCCCAGAAAAGUAUUUAUCGGGUGGUUAUUUCCAAUAAAAGUAUAUCAAAUUUGGUAUAUAUGGAAAGUAUAGACACCCAAUCUUAGUAGAAAAAUACUGGAUUACCCGAAAAAUGCCCAUGGGGCAAGCACAGGGCAAAAUUGUCAGGGUAUCACUAACUGGCAACCUGACUGUUAUCUGCCAGCUUAUUGUGUGCCAGCCUAAAUUAGGGAGCGGUUGUUAUUUCUUGAUCAAAUGGUUAGGCGGUUUUGGGAACAUUGAGGGGUGUCACGUACAAAAGACUCUGCAAUUAAAAGGCGGAAAAAGAAGAUGACAGAAAUAAUUAAGAAUUUACUUAGGCCUCAAUAUGUAUGGUAAAUGUAUAGUAAGUAAUGAUAAAUUCAUUCUGAAAAAUGGACCCUCCCACAAUGAAGCUAAGUUGACAGACAUUGCGUCUAACAACAGCUUACUUAUAGCUAUA